UUCAAAUGCUUAGCUUAACCUACCUUUUAAACUCUAUAUAUACACAUAUAUAUAUAUAUAUUGCUCUUUCACAUAUAUCUGAUUAAUCUAACACCCUUUGGCUCACUUAGAGGCCCCCUUCUUCUUUUUUGGCUCAAUUAUAUCUCUAAUGGCAGAGUUCAAUGCUGAGGUGCACAACCUUAAACCUUCAUUUUCAGAGAUCAACUCAUCAAACAUGGACUUGCUGAACAACCUGAGUGCAUUAGAAGAUGGUCUACACUCGAAUGUUCAAGGACUAGUUGGUCUGUCAAAUGACACUUUUUUGGAUCAUCAUCAACAGUCACACCUCAAUCCUAUAAAUUUCAUUGAUCAUCACAAUAUUCAAAGCUCUUUCAACCAUGAUGGUCCAUUUUAUGAUCCAAUCGUUAAUCAAUUCUUGCCAUUAGCUGGAGGUCCCAGCCAUGAACACAACGGCGCAAAAACGAUACCUGCCAAAGAUAGUUUGGCAAACUCAUCUCCAAAUUCUGGAACUGGAUUGAGCUUUGGUGGGAAAAAGAGAAAGAGAAACAAUGAGAGAGGAAUGGAGAAACCUAGAGAAGUCAUCCAUGUGAGAGCAAGGAGAGGCCAGGCUACUGAUAGCCACAGUUUGGCAGAAAGGUUGAGAAGAGAGAAAAUAAAUGAAAAGAUGAGAUGCUUGCAAGACCUGGUUCCAGGGUGUUAUAAGACAAUGGGAAUGGCGGUAAUGUUGGAUGUGAUAAUCAAUUAUGUACGAUCAUUACAGAACCAGAUUGAGUUUCUUUCCAUGAAGCUUUCAGCGGCAAGUUUGUUCUAUGAUUUCAACUCAUCGGAGAUGGAUACUAUAGAGACAAUGCAGGGGACAAAUGGGUAUGAAGCACAAUUGAUGGAGAGGAUGGCAGGAGAAGGGUAUGGAGGGUUUAAUUACUUUCCAUCAACAAUGCCUCUUUGACUUGAAGUUUUUGGUUAUCAAUCUAUAUAUAUAUAUAUAUAUAUAUAUAGCUUAACUAUAGCCAUAUAUAUGUUGUAUUCACAAUAAUAUGACCUCUUCUUGUCUCAAAUUCUAAUCCAAUGUGCAAUUUCAAAUGACACUUGUAUAAUUAAUCCCUGUACACACAUGUGGGGUCAAAAUUAAACAUAAUUAAAGGAUUAUAUACAUAUAGUUUCAAUAUUAA
Molecule: messenger RNA, 1169 nt
Organism: Cornus florida
Lineage: Eukaryota; Viridiplantae; Streptophyta; Magnoliopsida; Cornales; Cornaceae
Product: transcription factor bHLH75-like
Exons: 6
Coding region: 149-946 (265 amino acids)
Biological process (GO): regulation of DNA-templated transcription
Cellular component (GO): nucleus
Molecular function (GO): DNA-binding transcription factor activity; protein dimerization activity
Source: RefSeq, a predicted model, not a curated record